AUGCAGCUCUGGGGGCCUCUAGCUUUCUUACUCGGUGCCACCUCCGCUACCGAGGCUCGCACUUUGACCGCCAACUUCGACAUCUUGUCCUACAAUGACGUCUACGAGAUGUUGCAGGACACAGUCGAAGGGAUCAAGCUCGGUGGUCCAUCGCGUGUGGUCCCUAUCGCCAAGGCCAUGCGUGAGUCAAACCCCAACAGCCUCGUGCUGUUCGCAGGCGACACAGUGUCGCCGUCGCUUUGGUCGACGCAGUUUAAUGGUCAGCACAUGGUCAAGGCUCACAACGCUAUCGGUCUGGACUUUGCGUCUCUGGGCAACCACGAGUUCGACUUCGGACUCGAGAACUUCAUGAACGUUACACUGGCCUCGAACUUCCCGUGGCUGAACGCUAACUGCUACGAGAUCGCUAAUCGCCAGCUGCUGCGCGGUACGGUGCCCCACGCCAUCAAGAACUUGACGGACGCUACAAACGGCCACCUUUCCAUCGGCCUGUUCGGCGUUAUGUAUGACAUGCAAGACACCAGCAAAGGACUAUACUGGGAGGACCCGAUUCAGGCCGCGCGUGAGCAGGUGGCGGCUCUGAAGGCUCAGAACGUUGACUUUAUCAUCGCUAUGACACACCAGGACCUAGCGGACGACAACCGCAUCUCCAAGGAAGUGGCAGGCAUCGACCUUAUCAUCGGAGGCCACGACCACACGUCGAUGUUGCAGACCAACUUCGGUACACCGUAUCUUAAAGCCGACUUCGACUUCCGCUCCAUCUGGAAGUCGCACGUUGAGUACUACGCUGCUGACGCUAACAACGACCGUACGUCUCUUAUGACGCACCAGGCUAUUCCGAUUGUCGAGAGUAUGCCGACAGACAACACUCUGGACGCAGUCAUCGCCACGUACCAGGCUCAGAUGGACGCGCUCGAGGAACGGGUCAUCGGCAAUCUGUGCGAGGACCUGGACCUCACGCAGGCAGUCGUGCGCACAAAGGACUGUAAGAUCGGCCAUCUCUUCGCUGACGCUGGCCGCCAGUAUUACGGCGCCGGCUCCGCUGACAUUGCCGUCAUGAACGGCGGCGGUAUCCGCGGUGACAAGGUCGUGGCGGCCGGUAAUCUGUCUCUGGGCGAGGUGCUGUCGUGGUCGCCGUUCGGCAACACGUUGAUGACCAUCCAGACCAACGGAGCGUCGCUCAAACUGUUCCUAAACCGGGAGAUGGUCGGAAACUGCGGUGACAACGUUGUCCAACAGAACGGCUUCUACGUUCAUCCGUCGGGCUUCAACUAUAAGUACACGUGCACCGGUAAUCGCGCUGGCGCUGUGUCAAGUCUGACGUGGCUGAACCACCCGACCAACACAGGCGACGUCAAAGACACUGACGAGUUCGUCAUGGCCCUCAGCAAUUACCUAUACACGACCGAGUUCGCUGUGAUUGAAGGUGUGAACGCCACUGUGAAGGUCAGCGAGGCUGAAGCCGAACGCGUCGACUCGGCUCUCGAGGCCUACGUCUCUAAGGUGGGCAACGAUACUGUGUGCCUACCCGACGAACUGCGCUCGUUCGUCUCAUUCUAA
Messenger RNA from Phytophthora infestans T30-4, 1560 nucleotides. RefSeq names its product calcineurin-like phosphoesterase, putative. The record is from RefSeq and is a predicted model, not a curated record. Gene Ontology annotation, biological process: nucleotide catabolic process. Gene Ontology annotation, molecular function: hydrolase activity. Bases 1 to 1560 code for a protein of 519 amino acids. NCBI's taxonomy places the organism in Eukaryota, Oomycota, Peronosporomycetes, Peronosporales, Peronosporaceae. The transcript has a single exon.